GCCGGGGCCGCCGGAGAUGUUCAGUCAUGAAACGGGUCCGCACAGAGCAGAUCCAGAUGGCCGUGUCCUGCUACCUCAAGCGUCGCCAGUACGUGGACUCCGAAGGCCCCCAGAAACAGGGCUUGCGGCUGUGCCAGACCGCCGAAGAGAUGGCGGCCAAUCUCACGGUCCAGUCGGAGUCGGGCUGUGCCAACGUGGUGUCGGCUGCCCCCUGCCAGGUGGAGCCCCAGCAGUAUGAAGUACAGUUUGGACGCUUGCGGAGUUUUCUCGCGGAUUCCGACUCCCAGCACAGCCACGAAGUGACGCCUCUCCUGUAUCCCCUGUUCGUCUACCUCCACCUGAACAUGGUCCAGAGCGGCCUGAAGAGCACCGUGGACAGCUUCUACAGCCGUUUCCACGGGCUGUUCCUGCAGAACGCCGGCCAGAAGGACGUCGUCGAGCAGCUGCAGACGGCCCUGACGGCCCAGGACAUCCUGGCCAACCCGACGCUGCGCGCCUUCCUGGACAACAAGUACGUGGUGCGCCUCCAGGAAGACAGCUACAACUUCCUCCUCCGCUACCUGCAGAGCGACGACAACGGCGCCCUGGUCCAGGCCCUCACGCUGCACAUCCACCUGGACGUGCAGCCGGCCAAGCGGACCGACUACCAGCUGUACGCCAGCGGCGGGUCCUCCCGGGGCGAGAGCCACGGCCUGGAGCCGACCGACGGGCCGCCCGCCCUCCUGCGCAACGAGGCGGCCCUGGAGGCCCUGCGGGAGAGCAUCCGCCGCGUCAGGGACGGGCCCCCGUCCCUCACCACCAUCUGCUUCUACGCCUUCUACCACACGGAGCAGCUGCUCAACACGGCCGAGAUCUCCCCGGACGGCCGGCUGCUGGCCGCCGGCUUCGACGACUCCUGCGUCAAGCUCUGGAGCCUGCGCUCCCAGAAGCUGAAAGCGGAGCCGCACCGCGUGGAUGUGGCCCGCGUCCACCUGGCCUGCGACGUGCUGGACGCCGAGGAGGAAGACGGCGCCGGCACCGAGAUGAAGACCCUGCGCGGCCACUGCGGGCCGGUGUACGGCACGCGCUUCCUCUCGGACGGCUCGGGCCUGCUCUCCUGCUCCGAGGACACGUCCGUCCGCUACUGGGACCUGGGCACGUUCACCAACACGGUGCUCUACCAGGGCCACUCCUACCCGGUGUGGGACCUGGACGUCAGCCCCUGCAGCCUCUACUUCGCCAGCGGCUCCCAGGACCGCACGGCCCGGCUCUGGUCGCUGGACCGGACGUACCCGCUGCGCGUCUACGCCGGCCACCUGGCCGACGUGGACUGCGUCAGGUUCCACCCCAACUCCAACUACCUGGCCACCGGCUCCACCGACAAGACGGUGCGGCUGUGGAGCGCCCAGCAGGGAGGCUCCGUGCGGCUCUUCACCGGCCACCGGGGCCCCGUCCUGUCGCUCGCCUUCUCGCCCAACGGCAAGUUCCUGGCGUCGGCCGGCGAGGACCAGCGGCUGAAGCUGUGGGACCUGGCGGGCGGGGCCCCCUUCAAGGAGCUGAGAGGCCACACGGACAACAUCACCGGCCUGGCCUUCAGCCCGGACAGCAGCCUGGUGGCCUCGGCCUCGAUGGACAACUCCGUCCGCGUCUGGGACAUCCGCGGCGCGCACUGCGGGGCCGCCGCCGACGGCUCGUCCGGGGAGCUGGUGGGCGUCUACGCCGGCCAGGCCGGCAGCGUGCUGAGCGUCCAGUUCGGGGCCUGCAACCUCCUUCUGGUCACCGGGGUGACCCAGGAAAAUCAGGAACACUGACUCGGUUUCUGACACGGAUCGGGGAAGGGGGAGGGCGGCUUCCGGGCGCCUUAUUCCGAACGGGGAUGGUUUCGGUGACUGU
Messenger RNA from Tachyglossus aculeatus (Australian echidna), 1872 nucleotides. RefSeq names its product TATA-box binding protein associated factor 5 like (gene TAF5L). NCBI's taxonomy places the organism in Eukaryota, Metazoa, Chordata, Mammalia, Monotremata, Tachyglossidae. The record is from RefSeq and is a predicted model, not a curated record. Bases 27 to 1790 code for a protein of 587 amino acids. The transcript has 5 exons. Gene Ontology annotation, biological process: regulation of DNA-templated transcription. Gene Ontology annotation, cellular component: nuclear protein-containing complex; histone acetyltransferase complex. Gene Ontology annotation, molecular function: protein binding; transcription coactivator activity.